This is a messenger RNA of Hydractinia symbiolongicarpus, 2130 nucleotides long. RefSeq lists its product as uncharacterized. The record is from RefSeq and is a predicted model, not a curated record. NCBI's taxonomy places the organism in Eukaryota, Metazoa, Cnidaria, Hydrozoa, Anthoathecata, Hydractiniidae. The coding region runs from base 19 to 834 and encodes 271 amino acids. The transcript is spliced from 5 exons.
CAUAGAAAUUUAAGAAUUAUGCGAAAUACUUGUUUGAAUCCAUUUCAAUGCAGCGAAAAUUAUGUGAUUGAAGCUGGAAAUGCAUUUCGAAAUGCUGUUUUGAAUUGCAUUGGAGGGCUUCAAAAUCACUACGGCGAUCCUGCAGAUUUGCAUUCAUUUGUUGUGUGUGGUAAAAUGGAUCACAACGGAAAAGUGUUUUUGGAUUAUAUGCCAUCAUUCUCAAAACCACAGUUUCAAUAUCAUGUUGUCUUGGCAAUGAAAUGUUGCAACGAGCAAGAUUUUAUACGUUUCAGAUAUGUUCAGAAGUACACCAGUAAUACGCUUCUCCUACAGACGAAUGCGCAAACGAAGAUGAUGCAUUUCCUUAAUAAUACAAAGGAUAUUAUAUCUAUGGCAGUUUACAAAAGAGAUCUGAUUGGUCAAAAGUUAUUUGAUGUUCACAUGAAAGUCAUUGAAGUCUUAAGAUAUCAUCACUUAGAAGGUGCAAAAGCUGCCGACUAUAUUGACUAUCCAGAAUGUCAAACAUAUUUCUUAUAUGGAGACGAAAGACAUGCUUAUCUUUCUCAUGUUUUCACCAAACAUCCUGAUUUUCACCAGGUGAUACAACUAAAUGAGAUACCACAGUACGUUUCAAAUCAACUACUGGAUUAUGGAGUUAUUAUUAAAAUUCAAAAUAUUGAUGGACAGCCAGUAAUAAUUAAAAAUGCUGUUCAAGAUCCCCUUACUCAAGACGAAUAUACAGUUGGCUUUAAAGGUUUUCGAAAUGCUGAUUGUCAAACUACGAUCAAAUUUAGUAAGAAAACUGCAAAGAAAUGGUUUAAUGGAAAUUUGUGACAUGAAAUAUGCAAUUAAGAUACACAUUUGCAUGAUGACAACAGAUGUGUGAGGGAGGUUCCAUUAAAUUUAUAAAAGAAAUUGUAAGAUAAUUUUUUAUUUAAACGAAACUGUGACAGAGAAUUUGUGAUUUAAGACGCAUAGUUUCCUUGAAGAACGAUUGGUUAAACGAAAAAAAUUCUUGGCGGGUUACACGCGAAGUAAAAAUAAUUAAUUCAGUAUUUUUGACGAUGAGAUAGUGCAUUUUACGACGUAAGGUAAAAAAUACUUUUUGAGAAAAAGGGGUAAACAAUAUGCAGAAAUCAGCUAUUCUGUUAAAAGUCGGAACAGAUAUGGUCUUUAUCUAAAAAAUUUUCUCUCUUGCACAGUGGCCUGAGUUAUUAAAUUUAAAGUAAGUCUUGUUAACUUAUCAAAAUCUUUUGACUUUGCAGCGUUCUCUUUUUUAUAAUAGAUAGCUAAAUUUAUAUUUAAAAUUUACAUUGUUAAUAUUUUGUUUAUUUGUAGUUUAAUAUUAUUAUAAAAUUAUAUGUAUUUAUUCCUUAAAAUUUAUCCGCAUUAAUAAAUAGAGUGGGGAGGGGGCAAUCGUUCAAUUUUUGAAAAAUAGGCUAUCCGCACUAAUUAAAGGUUGCACUAAAUUAGUAGUUUUACGGUAGGAUUUUCAGUUUUUACGGCUUUUCCAGUCAGAGAGGAAGCACCCAUAUGUUCGCAAGCUCUAACUUUCAAAUGUCGCACGGUUUUGCCGUAAUAGAUGGCGUUGCAGCCAUUGCACUUAAGCGAUAAACGACGUUUAAAUGCUUAGCGGUUCUCAAAUCUGAAAAAGUCGCCAAUUCUGAUGUUGAACUUUGUUUUUGAUUAUGGCCGAAAUGUCUUUAAAAAAAGUUGUGGUUCUUUUUCCCUUUCAAACUACGGCUAUUUUUAAAUGCAGAUAUCAGAUUGUUUUGAAACAUUAGGAACUUUCAAAUCAAAACACAACACCCAGUUAAUUUGAUAUUGCUAUAUAACUCAAUGUUUUGAUUAUUUUUGACAUCCAGUGCUCAAAGGACAGCAAACUGUCAUAAACACACAAAGUCGAGCGAAAACAUGUGUUAGUUGGCUUGUGUCACCCAAGCCCAAGAGUGUACCUUCGUGAUACAUGUAGUAAAAUUGUCAAAUCAAGCAAAUUAUAAAAGAAGAAACUACCUGCCUUCUGAAAAUUAUUUUCGUGUUAAGAUGCGGCAGAAUUUCUUUAAAUAAAAUAAAAUAAAAUUGUCUGCGUGCAGGCAAGGACAAUACGAAAAGAAAAUUAUGCUUGAAAAC